GUCAUAUGUACGAUGUACGACUGUUUUUUUUUGUUGAGAUUUUUAGCCAAAGUACCUCGUUAAUCUAAAUCUAAUUUUUCUAUCAAUUUAAUAAAUAAAUAAAAAUAUGAAUCUCUUACCUAAGAGCCAUAAAGAAUUCAGUGAAAAAGAUUACUGGAAUAAAUUUUUCAAGAAACGUGGAAAUAGAGCGUUUGAAUGGUACGGGGAGUAUUUAGAACUAUCUUCUCAUCUUCACAAGUACAUAAAACCCAAAGAUGCUGUACUUAUCACUGGAUGUGGUAAUUCAAGCCUUAGUGCGGAUUUAUAUGAUGUCGGGUAUCAUAAUAUUACAAAUAUCGACGUUUCUGAAGUUGUGAUAAGGCAAAUGAAUAAUAUAAACGCUAAGAGAAGCGCUAUGAAGUUUCUAUGCAUGGAUGCUAUGAAUAUGACUUUUGAAAAUGAAGAGUUUAACGUGGUACUAGAUAAAGGUACUUUAGAUGCGCUCAUGCCUGAUGAUGGCGAGGAAACUCAAAGAAGAAUUGAUAAAUAUUUCUCAGAAAUAAAGAGGGUGCUGAAACUUGCUGGCCGCUAUGUCUGUGUGACGUUAUUGCAGAGUCAUAUAUUGAAUAAAUUAUUGGCGACUUUUUGUGAUAAGUCAUGGAUGUUAAGAGUAGUAAGAUGUCACGAGGCGGAGGAGAAAAAUGCUGAGAACAGUGAUGGACCGACUCUGCCAGUGUUUGUUGUUGUCGCCACAAAGUUUAAACAAAUGCCCCAAUUAAUUCUUGAAGUAUGCAUGGCGGGAGACAAGAUGGUACGGUUGAGUAAAUUUGAAGAGGUCACCGAGUAUGUAAAGUCUUCUCAGGAUGCGGCUUUUGUAACCAGCAGCCUUGCUCGGAGUACCCUGGCUGAUGAUGAUGAGGUAUCCUUUGAUCUGUUCCGGCCGGGUGAGAAGAGUCCCCGCUACACACUGUACGUAGUCGAUCAGAAGAUGCAGCAGGGCGACAACAAAUAUGCAGUCUUCAUUGUUCCACAAGGCAGGGAAUCGGAGUGGCUGUUCGGAUCGCCUGCCGGCCGCCGCCACUUGCGGCACACCGCGCGGUUCGGCCGAUUGGUGGUGGCCGCGUUGCGCAGGGGCAACCAUUUCGACUCCCUCGACGAGGUCAAGGAAGAGUUGGCCCAGUCGGCGAAGAUGCUGACACCGUACGGAUUUGUGGGACAAAUACCCUUCGUGUCGCUAGGGAACGAAUUGGGCCGUCGCGUGAAGGUUCACGAGGGUACGUCAGCGCUUUCUGGCAAUUUCGUGGUCGAAGACGUCGAUGUGGAGGGUGAAAUUUAUCGCAGGCUCGUUUUCCUUGAGAACCAGUUCCUGGUUCAAUCUGAGGCUAGGCUAAAACCUGUGACGCACAAGAACAAGUCCCGCCUCGCGGUGGACUUCGGAAUCAUGUCGCUGUACCAGGCGUUUAUGUGCGUGGGCGUGCAAAUGUCGCGGGGCGCGGGGGGUGGGGGCGGCGCGCGCGCAGCGCUCAUCGGGCUCGGCGGCGGCGGGCUCGCCAUGUUCCUGAGGCUCUGCUAUGCUGAUCUCAAGGUGACAGCCGUAGAUAUAGAUCCAGUUAUGUUGGACGUGGCCAGAGACCACUUCGAGCUGAAGGUGGAUGACAGGCUGAUGGUGCAGAUCAAGGAUGGCCUGGAUUUCUUGAGGGACGAAGCUAGAAAUGGACACAAGUACGAGUCUGUGAUGUUCGACAUGGACAGCAAGGACUCCACCCUGGGCCUGUCGUGUCCGCCCAAACAGUUCCUGGAUAACGAUGUGUUGGAGGACGUCAGAACUAUACUCACGGACGACGGCCACUUCAUCGUGAAUCUCGUAUGUCGCAACGAAGCACUGCAUUCUUCGAUAAUAAAAAUGAUGAAACCACAUUUCAAGCAUAUAAUGACUGCGACACUAACCGAAGAUGUGAACGAGAUUCUAAUAGCCACGAAUGGCAAGAACGUUUACAAGAUGGACGCUUUAGAGGAUGCUGUGAAGAGAUUGAACGCGGCGGCGCGCGAAAGCAAAUUGGUUGCUGUGAACUCUGUGGAUUUGAAAGAUUUUAUGCAGAAUGUCAAUAUAGUGUCAUAGUGGAGGAACAAAGUAAAAUCGUAUACGUCCCGAAAUUUAUUAAGAGUUUGUCUGCGUAACGUAAAAUAUGGACUUUUUUGAUUCGUGGAAAAUUUAACGCUAACUCUUUGUUCGUUUUUUUUAAUGUUUUUUUAUGUCAAUUUUGAAAUGAAUCGAGUGUACUGAAGUACCACUCAAAAUGGUAUUCGUUGCCUUAAAAAACUGUAGAAAAGUGAUUUCAGUUAUAUUUUUCGUGUUUAUCAGAAAGUGCUUCAGAAAUGUUGACUAAAAAUACUUUAUAAAAAAAAAGUAAAUAGCUUACCAAUACUGACUAAAUUGUAUAUAAUUAGUUAUAUAUUUUCAAUAAUGUGUGUAACUGUGAUAAGUUAAUUUAAGCUUGGAAUCUUAUAUAUUGUAACAAAGAUCAAAUUACAAAGUCGUCAAAAAAAAUGUAUAAUAAAUAGCCCAUCCAUUAGUUUCCGGUGCAAAGAUGCCCAGAACACUUGCUGCAUCGCCAAAAAUGAGCCAGAGCGGGAGUUCCCAGUCUUACUAUUAAUUCAGUCUUUCAUAAGACACUUAUGACCGUUUUCACCAAUAGGUUCUUAACUCACCCCUAACUUAGUAUAACCUAAGCUAGGGGUCUCAUAAAACCAGAUACUUACCUACCUUCAUUUUCACCACGCUAGUAGGCGUUUCCUAUCAGGGAAACAUGACACCCUAGUUAAGUGACGUUUUGUAAAAAGCCAAAAUCUUUAAAAUAAUGUGAAAAACAAAGUUUAAGUAAGUUAAUUUGAAGGCUCACUUAAGUUAGGUAACACUAAAGCAGUGGUGAAAAUGAAUUUUUACUAAGGGCCGCUUAGGGGAAUCUUUGGUGAACACGGGCAUUAGCGUCCAAUCCCCAAGUACUUUUCCUUAAGGCGGCUUCAAAGCGCCGCCUACUUUAGACGCUUUCAUUAGCUGCAGCAUCAUCAGCGUGCUUGAUUCCAAGGCACAAGCAUGAACCGGUCAGGUCUUAAUUUGAUCUUUUUACAUUGUAUAAGAUAUUACUAUUGUAAUUAAAUAUAAAAGCUUGAAAUGAAACAAAACAUUAAAAUGAAUGCAUUUAA
Molecule: messenger RNA, 3183 nt
Organism: Amyelois transitella
Lineage: Eukaryota; Metazoa; Arthropoda; Insecta; Lepidoptera; Pyralidae
Product: eEF1A lysine and N-terminal methyltransferase homolog
Exons: 10
Coding region: 107-2098 (663 amino acids)
Source: RefSeq, a predicted model, not a curated record